AUGGAAACCUCAACAUCAGACGACCAAUCCACCAACCAUAAUGAGGCUAUCAAUGACGGCCGCCCAGCCGGCCUCACCGUGACUGAGCGAAAUGAGCGAUACUUUCUCACUCAAGUCGUGCAGGCAGUCUUGAAACCUCUCAAACCCCGAUUGAUGAAGCCUAAGAAGGGAUCAGAUGAGAAGACGCGAUUGACCGCGACAAAGAGGGCGCGAAGAUACUGCGACGUCAGGGAGAGCGAAGUAGAAGGAGUCUGGACUUACGACAUAACAACAAAAACCUCAACAGAAAGAAAGGGAGGUGCCAGGGCAGGUUACAAGCGACGAAUUCUUUACUUCGGGGGUGGAGGAUGGCAGAUGCCCCCGAGCGAACACCACUGGGCCUUUUGCGCCGAGCUAGUUCGCCGCUUACCCGACACAAGGGUCACGAUCAUCUCAUAUCCCUUGGCGCCGAAGCACCCGGUAUCAGUGGCCUUCCCUCAAAUUGAGAGAGUCUACAAGAAGCUACUGAUGGAGUCGACAAAGGCUGGCGAAAGGGUUAUCGUGGCUGGGGACAGUUCAGGCGGGAAUAUCGCCCUCUGUGUGGUGACGUGGACGUUGAGGGUCCAGGAGAGAGAUGUUGCCAAUCCCCCAGUCGCCAUCCUCGCAAUGAGUCCAACUACAGAUCUACGACAUGAGAUGAAAGAGAUCAAGAAGGCAGACAGAUUUGAUCCCAUACACACCCACGGGUGUAUCCACGAGACCGCAAAGACGUGGUGCCCUGACUGGAGCUUUGAGGAUCCUCGAGUUUCUCCUAUUCAGGCUGAUCUCACGUACCUUGUUCGCCACGGGGUCAAGGUUCACGGGUUGACUGGUUCUUACGAUGUGUUAGAACCUGAAGCUAUAGCAUUCAGAAACAAGUGUAAAGAGAAUGGGGUGACGGGAGAGUGGCUAUCAUGGCAUGGGCAGAUGCAUUGUUUCCCGUUGACAUUUAGGUAUGGGCUGAAAGCGAGUAAGGAGGCAUUGGACUGGAUUGUAGGUGUUUUAGAGAAGUGUUGA
This is a messenger RNA of Colletotrichum gloeosporioides, 1035 nucleotides long. RefSeq lists its product as uncharacterized. Bases 1 to 1035 code for a protein of 344 amino acids. Gene Ontology annotation, molecular function: hydrolase activity. The record is from RefSeq and is a predicted model, not a curated record. The transcript is spliced from 2 exons. NCBI's taxonomy places the organism in Eukaryota, Fungi, Ascomycota, Sordariomycetes, Glomerellales, Glomerellaceae.